GUGCUCAACAUGAGUUUCCUCCUCCCUGUCUGGUUUAAAUGUCCGUCGCGCGUUCUGCGAUCUUGUGCAGAGGCAUGUCCUAGUUAUCUCGUGGCAAUAUCCUCCAGUGAGGCUCGCCGUUGUGAACAGCUUCACAUAUACUCAUACAACUGCCGUUCUUGAUCUCAGCUUCUAAAUCACGCGAUGCUAAGUUUGUAUUCUUUUCUUUGGUGCGAUAUUACCCAAAGUGCUUCUAUAGAAGAGUACUUUUAUGCAGUUCUGUUCAACACUUCAGCCGUUCUGCGACCUCAAUUGAUCCGCUAUGGCUAAUGAAGCAUUUCCAUCUUAACACCUCAAAUAUUUCCUAUUCUUCGCUCAGCUCUCAACACUAGUAAAGUCAAGUCUACUUCCUUUCACUUUGUUCUCGAACCAUCGUCACCAUGGUCCAAUUCCUCCCUCUCCUCAGCAUCCUCUCUCUAGCUUCCGCUGUACUCCUCUCCCAACGCCAAAAAGCAGCCGCUCAAGUCGUCAAGCUCACCUCGACGGAAAACCUCGCCGUCCGCUCCAAUGGCCAAAUCCUAGCCACCAACAUGCAAAGCCCGAACCUCUACACCGUCGACCCCGUUGCCAAGACAUCCUCCACGGCCAUCGUCCUCACCGGCGCCUCGGGCCUCAGUGGGAUCGGAGAGGUGCUACCCGACGUAUUUGCCGUUAUUGGAGGGAAGGGGAUAUACCGGGUUGAUUUUACGGGGACCACGCCGAAAGAGACGCUCGUGAAGGAGAUUACUGAAGCGAGUAAUCUGAACGGGUUGGCGGUGUUGAACAAUAAUACUGUUUUGGUGGCGGAUGCGGGGAGGGGGGAUGUGUAUCGAUUCGACGUUACGACUGGAGCGUACUCCGUUGCGCUGUCUGAUCCGACGAUGACGCCGUCGGGUAGUAUCCCGUUCGGGAUCGAUGGGAUUAAGUAUCGGGACGGCGUGGUGUGGUAUACGAAUAUCUUCAAGAAUAGCUUCCACAAGGUGCCGGUUGACGCGACGGGGAAGGCGACGGGGGCAGUGACAACGCUGUGGACGAAUCUGAUGGGGGAUGAUCUUUGUUUUGGGCCGAAUGGGAAGAUUUAUGUGGCUACGAAUGGGAAGAAUUCGGUGAUUGAGGUUGAUCCGGCGGUUGGGAAGCCGACUACUGUUGCGACUGUUACGGGGUCGACUUCUUGUGGGUUUGGAAGGGGAAGUGCGGAUAAGGAUGUUAUAUAUAUUGGGGCUAGUCAGGGGAUUUUCCAGACUACUAUUAGUAUGUGAAGUGAAGAAGGUUUUCGAGCACUGUAGCUGCUGAGAGUUGGAUAUCAGCAUGAUCACGUACUCAAAUGGAAGCCGUUCCUCGUCUCAACCCAAGUUUCAGAGAACUUCCAGGAUUCCAACCAUCUUGGGAUCCAGUGUUCAAGUGCUCCUAAAGUAUCUCUCAAUUGGAUAUAGAAAGUCCCA
This is a messenger RNA of Mollisia scopiformis, 1460 nucleotides long. Its product is annotated as NHL repeat-containing protein. The record is from RefSeq and is a predicted model, not a curated record. Bases 420 to 1277 code for a protein of 285 amino acids. NCBI's taxonomy places the organism in Eukaryota, Fungi, Ascomycota, Leotiomycetes, Helotiales, Mollisiaceae. The transcript has a single exon.